AUGUCCUUGAUUGGCGGCCCAGAGCUUGGGUAUCAUGCCGACAUGAAAGGAUUUUUAGCCAAACUUGCCGGUGAUGCUGCGCCCAACAAGACCAACUUCAGUGCUACCUCGUCUUCCGACAGCUUCGUCGUGGAGUCUCAACUGGAAAAUGUGAACUGGGUUGAGUUGACCAACGCUGACCUUGACGAAUUACAAAAGCAUGUCGUUCCUUGCCAUGACGAUCUCGAGCCUCGCAACAUCCUCAUCAAGCGCGAUGGUACCCACAGUGGAAAAUGGCACGUAGCCGCUGUCAUUAACUGGGAGAUGGCUGGUUUCUUCCCUUUUGCGUACGAGUACGGCCACAAAGAUGCACAGCUGGGAUUAUCGAAUCUACACUUCAGUUACUACGCAGUCUUCAAGGAACAAUCAGGACAUUUGUUGGCCAGGGUAAAUCAGCUAUCAAACUAUUGGAGGCGCUCCGGGCGAUGGAUGUGUCAGAGAAGAGACUCCCAACAGAGAAUGUCGGCCGGCGGUUCCAACCACGGUGGUUGGAGAGGGAAAAGGUUGAGUUGUCAUCGGAUGUUCGAUUUGGAUGGGUCUGAAAAGCAGAUGCUGGAGAUGUUCGAGUAUUUACGAAGCAAGACAACGACAAUCUUGAGAUGGAAAUCCUGA
Messenger RNA from Fusarium graminearum PH-1, 651 nucleotides. RefSeq lists its product as uncharacterized. The transcript has a single exon. The record is from RefSeq and is a predicted model, not a curated record. Bases 1 to 651 code for a protein of 216 amino acids. Lineage: Eukaryota; Fungi; Ascomycota; Sordariomycetes; Hypocreales; Nectriaceae.